Mesorhabditis belari is the source of this 1764-nucleotide messenger RNA. The record is from the annotation of a GenBank genome assembly. NCBI's taxonomy places the organism in Eukaryota, Metazoa, Nematoda, Chromadorea, Rhabditida, Rhabditidae.
AUGAAAACGUUGAUUGGAUGGUGUGUGGCGGGUGUUUUGUUGUUGGCGUUCACCGAGGCGGCUCCUCAAUUCGCGACGGCUCGCUCCACCUAUCUCACCACGUUUUCGCUUCUGGAACCGUCUUGUGUUGUCACGGGCGGAAAACUCUUCGUGAACGGGAUCGAGGACCGGACUCUCAAUUGGUCGGAGAGACACGAGUUUGAAACGUAUCAGACAUUGAAAAACAACUAUGUCAAGUUGGUGAAGCGUGCUAUCGAGAAGCAACUCAAUCGUAUGUUGCGCAACAAGGAGAGAGGAGAGUCAAAGUUCGAGGUGCAACCAUUGUUGGACGAGAGGAUCAAGGCUCCAGAGAAGCCGUCAUUUUGCUCGGAUGAGGUGACCACACAGUACGCCUUUUCCGGGUGCAUCGUACAGAACAACAAAGUGAUCAUCAAUGGAGCGAUGGUUCGCGAGUUGUCCAGUGAUGAGAUCAAAGAGCUCAAGAGCUAUCUCGCCAAGUUGGAAGAGUUCAAGAAAUGGGCCGAGAAAACCGUUGAACAGAAGAUGAACGAGGCGUUCCGGGGAAUGCAUUCAAUAAAAUUGACAAAAUUUGAAUAUGAGUCGCAUGCGGAAACGUCGGAAAUACGUCGCGAAUAUGUUGAAAAAUCGUCAACAGAAUUUAUCGUGCGAGCGCGUCUCGUCGCCCAUUCAUCGAUCACCAUCGAUCACGAAAAGCAACAAGCCGUUUAUCAAACUCGCGAUGUUGUGCCGAUGACUGACGUGAAGUGGACGAGCUUGCAGCGAUGUUGCGUCUUUCUUCCACCGAUCAUCAUUUUUGGAUUAACCAUAUUCAACACUCAGCUGGGCGUUUACUCCUUCUGGCAUCUCUACGAUCAUCAGAUCAUCGCCGCAAUUGUUGCUAACUACAUGCAGAUUCUAGUUCUCACGAACAUUUGGGCGAUGGUCAAAAGUCAAAGCAAGAAUUGUCCCCAAUAUCAAUUGCAUCGUCUCGGCAUUUCAUCCUCGUGGAUGGCAGAGUACAAGAACGAAUACACGAGGAGGGAUAGCGCCGUGAAACGUUAUUGGAAGUGGAAGCUGUGCAAGAAGUGUCAAUGUUACGCACCCCUUCGCUCGGUGCAUUGCGAGGAUUGCGGACAAUGCUCAUUGAGAAACGAUCAUCAUUGCUACCUGUUUGGAGUGUGCAUUGGAGUUGCCAACAUGCGUCACUUCAUCGUCUGCACCUACUGGAUGAUGUGCGGCGGAGCGUGGGGAGCAUCGACUUUUCUUUAUCUUCUUGCACAAAUCGUCUUUAACCAUGAGGGCAUCAUUUCCCAGAAGUACUUGCACCCGAUCCUCAGCCAAUUCAGCAGCGCUAAUCGUCACAGGCCUGUUUAUCCUAACGAAGUGUCUUCAUCGUUAUUCAACGAGAGCUUUCUGAUGUUGUUGACAUCAACGAUGGUGUUUUUCUUUUCGAUGCUUGCCUUUAUUUGCGGAGGGUUUUUCUUCUUUAUGCAGAUGUACUACACACGCCAAGGCGUUGGAAUGCGCGAAGCCGAUAGCAUUGCCCCAGUCAUUCGUGGUGAUGAUCAAGGAACGACUUUUGUGAAUCGUCUCCAAUUCUACAUCGGUAAUCCGCUGUGUGCUCAUAUUUUCAUCCCACCUCAACUUUUGCAGAUGAUUUGGCCUGAAAUGGCUGAUGUUGAGUGGUCGGAGAACUACGUGCGCUCGAUUGUCACACAGCCGUUCAAAGCAAAUCUCACGAUCAAAGAGGGAACCUAUGAGCGC